GCCAACGGUUUCACCCCCAACAAUGCCCUCUGCGUCACUUUGUCUCCCGCGUCCACGUACAGACCCCAGGAUGACCUGGCUUUGCCUGUCCUGCAUGCUCUGGGGCGACGGUCCACAUUCCUGUUUAUCUCCUUGUGAUAAAUACUGAUCAUUCCAUUUUUCCCUUUCACAGCCUGAAGACCUGGAGGGACAGAACUGUCACACAUUCAAGAUAAAGAACUUUAAGAAGGUGAAGUCAUGUAGCGUGUGCAAGCAGGCGAUCACCAGGGAGGGGAGUGCGUGCCGAGUUUGUCGUCUGUCAUGUCACCGCAAAUGUGAAGCCAAGAUUGUGUCCCCCUGCACGCCGCGCGUCAACUACGAACUGCCAUCCAACGCAGAAAGCCCACAGAAGCAUGUAGACACCACGGGUUCCACUAAGUCCUCCAGGAGUACGCAAUCCCGCCGCAGGCCGUCAAGGAGUUUAAGCUUUAUUCACGCAAUGGAGGACAGCUGUGAACUCGACCUCACCUACAUCACCGAGCGGAUCAUCUCCGUCACGUUCUCCCCAGGGACGGAUGAGGCCACUUUCUGCCGGAACCUUAAAGAGGUGGCACAUAUGCUGAAGUCCAAACAUGGAGACAAUUACCUGAUCUUCAAUCUGUCUGAGAAGAGACAUGAUAUCAACAAACUCCAUCCCAAGGUGUUGGAUUUCGGGUGGCCGGACCUCCAUGCCCCGGCGCUGGAGAAGGUGUGCAGUAUUUGUAAAGCCAUGGACACGUGGCUGAAUGCCGACCCCCACAAUGUUGUCGUCAUCCACAACAAGGGAAAUCGAGGGCGCACCGGAGUGGUUAUCGCGGCUUACAUGCACUACAGCAACAUAUCUGCCAGUGCAGAUCAGGCUCUGGACAGGUUUGCAAUGAGGCGUUUCUAUGAAGACAAGGUUCUUCCGGUCGCACAGCCGUCGCAGAAGCGGUAUAUACAUUAUUUCAGCGGCCUGUUGUCCGGCGGCAUCAAGAUGAAUAACAAGCCCUUGUUCCUCCACCACGUCAUCAUGCACGGUAUACCCAACUUCGAGUCCAAAGGAGGUUGUCGCCCAUUUCUGAAGAUCUAUCAAGCUAUGCAGCCCGUCUACACGUCUGGAAUAUACAACGUGCAGGGAGACAGCCAGACCAGCAUCUGUAUCACCAUAGAACCCGGGCUGCUACUGAAGGGCGACAUCCUGCUGAAGUGUUACCACAAGAAGUUCCGCAGCCCAGCACGAGAUAUAAUGUUCCGUGUGCAGUUUCACACGUGUGCUAUCCAUGAUCUUGGGAUCGUGUUCGGAAAGGAAGAUUUGGAUGAAGCCUUUAAAGAUGAGAGGUUCCCGGAAUACGGAAAAGUGGAAUUCAUUUUCUCAUAUGGUCCUGAGAAGAUACAAGGAAUGGAGCACUUGGAAAAUGGUCCUAGCGUCUCCGUCGACUACAACACCUCCGAUCCACUGAUCCGUUGGGAUUCUUAUGAUAACUUUAAUGCACAUCGAGAGGACAGUCUGGAAGAAGCUGGACACACCCAAGGUCCUUUAGAUGGAAGCUUGUAUGCCAAAGUUAAGAAAAAAGACUCAACAAACGGAAGCACGAGCACAGUAAAUGCCGGGGUCAUCCCUCUAUCUGCUGCCCCUAAUCACAUUGAACACACCUUGUCGGUAAGCAGCGACUCCGGCAAUUCAACUGCUUCAACAAAAACAGACAAAACCGAUGAGCAAGUGGCCAAUGCAGCCUCCAACCAAGGGUUGACACCUGAGGAAAAGAAAGAACUCGAACGACUUCUCAGCGGCUUUGGACUGGACACUGACGCACAGAUGCACAACUUAAACCCGGGAACUUCUGUAACCGGAGCUAUGUUGCAUGUUGUCCCAGCGCAGGUUCAUGUCAAUGGAGAUAGCCUGUCCCCUCCAGCUGAAAGGGAGACCGAUAUUUUGGAUGAUGACUUGCCCAACCAUGAUGGACAUAGUGUUGGAAGCUUGGGUACACUGUCAUCCUUUGACGGUACCCCCAAUGUAAGUGAGACUGGCUUUCAGGAUUCUUCUCCUAUAAGCAUGUUAUUAACCAAUGGGCCAACAACCCUUAAUGGCCUUGAGAAGCUACAAAAGCAUGGCUAUCUUGGCAAGGAAACGAUGAUCAAUGGUGCGUAUCCAUACAACAACCAGAACAUCACGAAAAACACAACCAUGCCACUGUCUCAAGAUGUUGGCAGUCAAAUGAGGCCAUCUGUAUCUGCCCAAGACAGUCUGUCUUCCUACCAAGUCAGCCAGCCAGCAAUGUCCAAUUGGGCACAACCUCAUUCUGCAAUGACACAAAAGCACUUAUAUUAUUAUGACCCUAAUGGGAUGUACCGGUCUCAGUCCUUCCCAGCUGCAGAACCGGCAAACUACGAACCCAGUUCACAGUUGCCGCAAGCACCAGCCCGAAGUGGAAGCAGUAGGGAGGCUGUCCAGAGGGGUCUUUACUCUUGGCAACAGAGUGGAAGUCGUCCACCGUCCCGUCAGCAGGAUGCUGUGAUCGAGAAUCAAUAUAGCAGCCCAAGUCUGCAACCAAGCACUUUUCAGACUGUUUCUCAAAGCCACAGUAUCCCUGAAUUCCCCAAAAUGGCCUCACAGAACGAGAUUGAGCAGUCAAUUGAAGCCCUUAAUAUGCUAAUGUUGGACCUUGAUCCCUCGUUUUCACAGAUGCACAAGUCACAGAGUGUCCCUGUUGCUCCAAAAGAGGACAGAAUCAUGCCAGUUUCAGGGUCACACUCUGCCCAACCCACUCUGUCAUCCUAUAGCUACCAGCCCUCUCCUCAGGUGGCACCUGAAAGGCCAAGCAAUUCUUAUGCUGUCACAUCAUCUGGCACCCUUCCUGCUGCCUCAUUUAGCCAGCCCCAUACGCCUAUUGAGCAAGGUCCAAGAGCAUAUUCAUCUGGAAUGCAUGAACCACCACGACCCAUGGAGAUGGCAAGACCUCUAAAUGAAUAUCGGGAGCCCUACUCUGGAUCUUAUUCUCCAUAUGGUUAUCAAACCCAACAACCUCCAUCAGCCUUGGUCAGAAGUUACAGCUAUGGGAUGCCCACUGCCACCUCCAAUAUCCCACCUUUAUCUGCUUUUAUGCAAAGCCCCCAGUCAUCUGCUUUAACUUCCCCUGUCCUUACUCCACUCAAUACCCAACCCCAGCAACCUGUCAGAGAAGCCCCAGACGAAGAGCAAUAUCAACUGGAAGGGCUUGUCGCACAAAGAGUUGCAGGAGUACAAACCCGGGACAAAACCCCCGAUGAGAUCGGCUCCUUAACACGCCGGAGGACCACCAGCGAAGGACAAUAUGAUGAGAUUUCCGGGGAACCCGGGUACAACCCGAGCAAAGUGCGCUCCCCUGUGCGCUGCGUCUCCCCCGAAGUCUUCAACACCAUCGCCGCCAAUCCAGGAGGGAGGCCGAAAGAGGCUCAUCUGCACAGCUACAAGGAGGCCUUCGAGGAAAUGGAAAUCCCGUCCCCUCUUAAUAGCCCCACCACAACAGUUGCGCGAUCUCCCCCGGGAUUGGCAAAGACACCUCUGUCAGCGCUUGGGCUAAAGCCGCACAAUCCAGCGGAUAUUCUGCUGCAUCAAUCUGGAGAGCCCCGGAGUUAUGUUGAGUCUGUUGCCCGUACAGCUGUAACUAGUAGUGUCGCUCCACCAUCCCCGACACCACCACAGACAUACAGCAUGGACACCAUGAGGAACGGAGGAUACCCCAACAACUUUACUUCCCCAAGCCCCAUUUCUACAAGCAGCCCGAUACACAGCAUUGAUGGGGUAUCUGUCAGAAGCUGUCCAUCAGCAGAAAGCAGCAUCCGUCUGCCCACUCCCACCCAGCCGUCUGUGGAUUCCAGUUUCAGAUCCAACAGCUUGUCUCAGGCAUCGCCACAAAGCAGUUAUCAGAACGCAUCACCCACACCCAACAUGGUGCCCCAUGCGGGCACUCCUGUCAACUUCUAUGAUGGGUACCAAUUCAGUCCAAAUAACAUCAUCACACACACAGAUGGUUUCUCGGGUCCUCCAGCAAGCUCACUGUCCAGCCAAGUUGUACAUGGAAGCCCCCAGCCACUUCACAGAACAGUGGGCACAAAUACACCUCCGAGCCCUGGGUUCGGAAGAAGAGUCAUCACUCCUACCAUGUCUAAUGCCCCCCCAAGCCCAAGCUUGAGCAGGCAUCCCCUGACAGCACACAGCGUGGGAACUGUGCCACCGGGUAGUCCAAGCCUUGUCCGUCACCAGGCUGUAAUGACGGGAAGUGCCCCGGUCACCCCAGGAAGCCCCAGUUUGGAGCGGCAUGUCAUUCAUGGGUUCUCCACCCCCGAAGAGCGGCGUGCAACGCUGUCCAGGCAGAGCAGUGCUUCUGGCUAUCAGGCCCCAUCCACCCCAAGUUUUCCAGUGUCGCCUGCAUACUACCAAGGCAUGAGCAGCCCCGCCUCCUCUUCUCCAGACUCCACCCUUUACCGCCAGGGAAGCCCUGUGCCGCAGCCCUCACUGCCUGAAAAACGGAGGAUGUCUUCUGGCGACAGGUCCAGCAGUUUGCCGAACUACUCCACCCUCAAUGGAAAGGCUUCUUCGCCCAUGUCCAGUGGCAUGCCCAGCCCUAGUGGCAGCACAAUGGCAUUCACCCAGACGUUGCCAGACUUCUCCAAAUUCUCUAUGCCAGACAGCAGCCCGGAAACCCGAGCGAAUGUCAAGUUUGUGCAGGACACGUCCAAGUAUUGGUACAAGCCGGACAUUUCCAGAGACCAGGCAAUUGCCUUACUAAAGGAGAAAGAUCCAGGUGCCUUCAUAAUUCGAGAUAGCCACUCGUUUAGAGGAGCCUACGGACUCGCCAUGAAGGUCGCCACACCGCCUCCCAGUACAGGCCAGCAGAGCAAGAAAGGAGAUGCCACCAAUGAGCUGGUGAGGCACUUCCUCAUAGAGACCAGCCCCCGAGGAGUGAAAUUAAAGGGGUGCCCAAAUGAACCUUAUUUUGGUUGUCUCUCAGCACUGGUGUAUCAGCACUCAAUCACACCCCUGGCACUUCCCUGCAAGUUGGUCAUACCCACCAGAGAUCCCUCUGAAGAGACCAGGGAAACCGCGACCCCAACCAACACCACCACGGACUUACUGAAACAAGGGGCAGCCUGCAACGUCUUAUUUGUCAACUCGAUCGAUAUGGAGUCACUGACGGGCCCACAGGCCAUCGCCAAGACCAUUGCAGAGACCUUGUCCGCUGACCCCCAGCCCACCGCAGCUAUUGUUCACUUUAAAGUCUCCUCUCAAGGCAUCACCCUGACUGACAAUCAGAGAAAGCUAUUCUUCCGGAGACACUAUCCUCUGAACACCAUCACAUUCUGUGACCUGGAUGCACAGGAAAGGAAGUGGAUGAAGUCGGAUGGAAGCCAAGCAAAGCUCUUCGGCUUCGUGGCUCGAAAACAAGGGAGCACGACGGACAACGUGUGCCACCUGUUCGCAGAGUUGGACCCCAACCAGCCGGCCACUGCCAUAGUCAACUUCGUCUCCCGGGUGGCCGGCUUACAGAAAAGAUGAACGCUCCAACGUGUCAUCUCCUCCUGUUCAUGAACCAGCCCGAAGUUUGCUAAACGGACUCUUGAAGAAGGUCGAGAGAGCAAGUGCAUUGUGGGAAAUCGCAAGUGAUUAUUAUAGGGGGGCCAUUUCUGCUCGAAAACAAUAAGCAACAACAACAACAACAAGCUACAAAAAACCACAAAAAAAAAGAGAAAAUAUUGAGGAAAAUUUUCCGAUAACCCCAUUUUCCUACCAAGUGGCAGAAUAGGACUUUGCCAGCGCAAACGGCGCAAUUUUUGGGUCACUUAUCAGCCUGCUCAUUAUUAUUAUUAUUAUUAUUACCAGUCUGCAAAUGCUAAAACGGCAUACUCCGCUAAGUGCAUAUAUAAACCUAUCUAGUGUACACAAAAUUUAUAAGGAAUUUUAGAAGAAUAUAUAAGGCUCUAUUUUGUAUAAAAUGCAUCGAGUGUACAAAGCUACCUAAUAUUUACUGUCUUUUUAAAAUAAAAUUUUUAAAA
Molecule: messenger RNA, 6033 nt
Organism: Nanorana parkeri
Lineage: Eukaryota; Metazoa; Chordata; Amphibia; Anura; Dicroglossidae
Gene: TNS1
Product: tensin 1
Exons: 34
Biological process (GO): fibroblast migration
Molecular function (GO): protein binding
Source: RefSeq, a predicted model, not a curated record